CAGUAUAUUCUGUGGGUGUCUUGUGUUUCGGUUCUAAUAAGACAUGUCAACAUUGUCUUAAGGGAGGAACCAGAGCGGGGCGUUGUCAGUUUAACCACAACUACGAGGGGGGGCAUUCAAAGGGUUGCUUUCAAAGUUCUCAGCUGUCCCAAACAGUCACAAAUGGAAACACACGCAUGCACGCACACACUGUCAGAAACACAUCCAUAGAAUAGGCUAGACCCGGCUGGGCUGGGCUUGGGUUUCUUGCAUUGCUGCGUGUCAUUCUCCCACCUGUUAGGGCCCCGUUUAACGACGAAAACAAAGGGGAUGAUGGGGAGAGUGCUGGAAGAAGAAGUCCUGGCAUCGAGAGGGAACCAGACCUGGCACUCCAUGUCUUUGUGUCGGUGGUCCUUCACCCCUGUGUGUUUCACUGAGGAACUUCGUUUGACUCUUGAGGUUAGUUGAUGUGUGAUCAGCCUGCGCAAUUUGAAUGGUUACUCAUAGAAAGCAUGUAUGAAUGUAUUUAACUAUGUAUUCCCUACUUUUUCUGCGUAAAGCACUUCCUUACUAAUGCGUUCUACAUACAGUAUAUGCAUGUUUUUGCCUCUACUGAACAUUAUUUUGAGAGGUGAUGGGGGAAAAAUAUUUUUCAAAAUGUUAUUGCAUUAAAAUAAAGCAGUGGGCUAUAAAUAAUGUUUAUUUCCUCUCCUGCCUUGAAAGGAAGCACAGGCAUUAAAUAGGAGGCAGGGCUGCAAUAUAUAUAUAUAGUUAUCAUUGAACAUUCACAAAUGAUGUUUCAUUGUCUUCAAGUGGAUGGAAUUGUUUGGAGAUAUGACAUGAUAUGAUAAAUGAUUGCGACCAACAUUCCUAUCCUGCAAUAGAAGAUAUUUUCUUUGCAGUUCAUCUUGUGUGUCAAAUAAUUGUACCUUUUGACGUCUGGUUGCCAGCUGAAUACCAACCAUGGCUAACUACGACUCGUGAGUUCACCCUUUAUCAUUCUUGAUCUUCACUUGGAUUAAUUGUUAAUGCUUCUCAAGUAUUAAAUAGACAUAUGGUUUUAUGGAAAGGAACGUAAUCCGUGGACCUUGUUGUGUAGUUGACGUUGGUAUAAAUUGCUGAUGGAUGGAUGUUUCUGUUUGGGAUGCUUGAUGACAGACUGGAUGAUAAGGAUUCCCUGGACUUCCAUGACAACCCACCUGCACCCGACAACGUGGUGAGAGAGGACGACAACACGGUGUACUUUGUCUACGACGAAGAGGUAGAAGAGGAGGAGCGAGAAGACCCCGCCUCCCUCGAGCCUGUCAAACCUGUCAACGACAAGCCCCACAAGUUCAAGGACCACUACUGCAAGAAACCCAAGUUCUGUGACGUCUGCGCGCGUAUGAUAGUCCUGAACAACAAGUUUGCCUUGCGCUGCAAGGACUGCAAGACCAACAUCCACCACCAGUGCCAGUCCUACGUUGAGUUCCAAAGAUGUUACGGCAAAAUUCCCCCAGGCUUCAGGAGGGCCUACAGCUCGCCGCUGUACAGCAGCCAGCAGAACGCCACCGUCUCCCAGCUGCUGCCCUUCUCGCAGUCCAACCGCACCGACCCCGUGUUUGAGACCCUGCGCAUCGGAGUCAUCAUGGCCAACAAGGAGCGCAAGAAAGGCUCGGAGGACAAGAAGAAUGUAAUGAUGAUGAUGAUGGAAGAAGAGGAUUCCCCCCCCAAAGGAGAUGAAGGAAGAGGAGAAGCCAUCCCAGAGGCAGACAAGAAGGGAGAAAAGGUUGUUCCAGAUGAUAAGAGUAAGAAGCCCCAGCCAGGGAAGAUUGGCGUGUUCAGCCAGUCUCACUACUACCUCGCUCUCUACCGCUUCAAGGCCAUCGAAAAGGACGACCUGGACCUGCAAGCUGGUGAUCGGAUCACGGUGAUCGAUGACUCCAACGAGGAGUGGUGGCGGGGUAAGAUAGGGGACCGCACAGGCUUCCUCCCGGCUAACUACAUCAUCCGCGUGAGGGCCGGAGAGAGUGUGUACAAGGUGACACGCUCCUUCGUCGGGAACAGAGAAAUGGGUCAGAUCACUCUGAAGAAAGACCAGAUCGUGGUGAAGAAGGGGGAGGAGCUGAACGGCUACCUGAAGGUGAGCACCGGGAGGAAGCUGGGCUUCUUCCCUGCCGACCUGCUGCAGGAGAUCUGAGGAGGAGGAGGAGCAGCGCCACACGGAGCCGCCUUCUGAUUGGUCAACCAGGAGGAGCCACACCCACCUCGGGCCAGAAUGUCAACGAGAGGUUAAAGUGCCGAUGAAAUCACAUUUGUAUAAAUGUUUUAGGGUCUAGUUAUCGGCCUCUAUGAUGUGCAAUGUAAGCUAUGCCAUUUUUUCAUUCUUUCUAAAAUAAUAGCAUAUUUCAUAAAAAAGCUAAAUCCAUGUGGAAAAACAUGAUGAUGAUAAGAUGUUUUUUGCUCAACCAAUGAAAGCACUUGCCGGAAAUAUUGAAACAAAACCAGACAGAAAUAUGAUGUAUUCUAUUAUUGUUCCUCUUGUCAUCAGAAUCCGAUGUGCCUUUAAUGAGGAAGAGACUAUAUCUUCAUUAUCUGUUACAUUGUUAUGCAGCAUAAGGGACUGCUGAUGGGGCUAUUUUAGAAUCAGACUAAUGAAAAAACAAUGUGUGGGUGGAAAGGCCCAGUCUGAGAUUUUAAUGAAGUGUUUUUAGAGUGUGGAAUUAAAGAGUUGGCAUUUAGAAAUUUUGUGUUUCCGUUAGUUUUUUAUAUUAUGUAAAUAAAUGACAAAUUGGGUCAUAAUUUAAAUAGAUUAUAAUUCAGAGUGACCCUUUAAAAUGCUGUUCAGAGUAAGAAAUAAAAAAAACAGUCAAAUGUAUUUUGGAGUUUGGAGAAUGACACAAUACAAGCCUAAACUACCGUGAGAACUUUACUGUGCAAAAUACAAUUUUAAGGCAAAUCAUUUAGAAUCAUAUUACAAAACAUUGAGUGAGCCUUAUAAAAAUGACAACC
Molecule: messenger RNA, 2970 nt
Organism: Gadus chalcogrammus (walleye pollock)
Lineage: Eukaryota; Metazoa; Chordata; Actinopteri; Gadiformes; Gadidae
Product: SH3 and cysteine-rich domain-containing protein 3-like
Exons: 11
Coding region: 1109-2158 (349 amino acids)
Biological process (GO): positive regulation of voltage-gated calcium channel activity; positive regulation of protein localization to plasma membrane; skeletal muscle contraction
Cellular component (GO): extrinsic component of cytoplasmic side of plasma membrane
Molecular function (GO): protein binding
Source: RefSeq, a predicted model, not a curated record